AUGGUGUCCAACAUAGCGGAUGGUUAUGAUCUAGCGACUUCUGCUCUCCGGGCGAUAUUCUGUGCCUCUCUGUGCAAUUUGCCCCCUCACAAUGGCUUCCUCGAUCAUUAUUACCAUGGUGCACAAUCUGGAGAGAUUGUUUUUCGGCCACAAGUAUUUUUCAGAACGAAUGUCGACGUUGGAGUGCUCGUUGUCGUUCCACGUGGUGGCUUUCGAAAACUUGGGAGGCUCCAGCGUUCAAAGUUUCUCUCGAGGCGUAUUAAAUACUACUCAAAUGCUUCUUGUGCUUUUAAUCCAGCUGUUUAUAUGAUUCUAUGCAGCGGCGAUGUAGAAACUAAUCCUGGUUACGUGCCUGAAUGUUCGACUCGACCUCAAAGACAGGGUCACACUUCGAAGUUGAAGGUAUUCUACACAAAUGCAAGGAGCAUUGUCAACAAAGUUGCCAAACUACAAUUGAAACUGGCUAAUAGUCAAGGGGAUAUCGUUGUCCUAACUGAAACACAUUUAGACUGUUCAAUUUCAAGUGAGGAGGUCAUCGGCAGCGAUUAUACUGUCUACCGGAAAGACCGCGCCGGCAACCGAACUAGACAUGGUGGUGGUGUUUUGAUCGCGGCGAAAAAAGGCUUGAUCACCUCGAUACGAGAACAUCAUGAUCUGCCUUCCGAGUUACUCUUUGUUUAUAUAAUUACGGACGGCGAGAAGAAAUUAACGAUUCGAACAUUUUAUAGGCCACCUAAUAGUGACUUGAAGCCUUUGGAAGACCUUCGGUCAUGUCUUUCUUCGAUUACAACCACAGAUCUUCUCGUCACUGGCGAUUUUAACUUAAGUGAAUUUGAUUGGUCUACGAGCCAUCCUACAAAAUCAUCUGAGCAUCAUUACCUUCUGUCUGAUAUAAUUCAUGACAAUUUCUUGUACCAAAUGGUUGAUGAGUCUACUCGCGAGAAUAACAUAUUAGACCUAGUACUGACGACAAACAGCGACCUGAUAAAUAACUUGGAAGUCGGUGAACCAUUCUCUGACCAUAAUUCAAUAACAUUCAUCGUAAACACUCGCCCCUACCAACAACGGAUCUCAACGAAAGAAAAUUACGCAUUUAACAAGGCAGACUGGAACCAUCUGAACAGAACCAUCUCUGUUCAGUUAUUCACCCUGGUACUUUACUUUAGAACAACAGGACAUUAA
Molecule: messenger RNA, 1182 nt
Organism: Pocillopora damicornis (cauliflower coral)
Lineage: Eukaryota; Metazoa; Cnidaria; Anthozoa; Scleractinia; Pocilloporidae
Source: RefSeq, a predicted model, not a curated record